Drosophila guanche is the source of this 2310-nucleotide messenger RNA. RefSeq lists its product as uncharacterized. The transcript has 4 exons. NCBI's taxonomy places the organism in Eukaryota, Metazoa, Arthropoda, Insecta, Diptera, Drosophilidae. The record is from RefSeq and is a predicted model, not a curated record. Gene Ontology annotation, biological process: positive regulation of fibroblast growth factor receptor signaling pathway; signal transduction; positive regulation of epidermal growth factor receptor signaling pathway. Bases 580 to 1908 code for a protein of 442 amino acids.
AUUGCCGAGUGCGGUUCGUUUUUUCUGUCGUUGGUGUUUCUGUUGGUGUUGGUGUUAUCAUCUAGCGGUGCCGCUGCACUUACUUAGCGGUACAUCAGAAGCUUAUCAAAACUGCACGCGAAACUGAAAGUGUACGAAAUCGAAUUUUUGGGCAAAAAGUACUACGAGUAUUACGGAAUCAAAACUGUGACUAAAAGGGCAUAUAUCGAAAAAAUCACUGCACCUGUUUCCUGUACAUCUGUUCGACAGUUUGUCGCUCCCUUCUCAAGUGUCGGCUCCCCUAACGCGUACUCGUACCCCAUGCGGCACGUACGCACCUUUGGCUAUGGCUACGCAUAAAAAUGCGGCGUGUAUGUAAAACAAAGUGAAGUGCGCGCUGAUAACUUAAUGCAAACCGAAGGGCCAUAAAAAAGCAACAUAAAGUUAGUGGAGACGGACGGCCUUGUGCUUUGUGGACUUGUUCUUCUGCGUUUUUCUUCGUGAUCAUCCAUCAAAGUCAGAAAUCUUGGGAUUACACACCAUACCAUACCAUACCAUACCACUAUUUGGAUAUAAAACUCUCUCUCAACCGCUCUCAAGAUGCUAAAACACGUACAAAUCUCACCGUUGCGCAAUCGCUCCGAUUCCGUGUCGCUGCGUUCCUCGAGCAUUGCCUCCUCCUGCGCCAGCUCCAUGUGCGGCAGUCCAGAGCCACCCACAGAUAUGCAGCGCACACCAUCGCGCGCCUCCAGCUAUUCCAGCCUCAAUGAGCAGCUGCCACAGACCACCAUCAAAGUGUACACCAACUGCCUGAAGAUUGACAUUGAGUACAAGACGCUGGGCAUACAGUGGGACACCACCAGCAAGGAGGUUAUAGCCAUGCUGCUGAGACGCCUCAAGAUGCGCCAUCGGGAUCCGCGCUUGUUCUAUCUCUCGAUGGAGGUUGCCGUGCGUCGGGCGGGUGUGAAGACCAUUCUGGUGCUGGACGAUGACACACGUCCGGCUAUCAUGCAGGCCUGCCAUCCCAAAGGCGAGUCCCGCUUCUGCCUGCAGCUGAAGGCCGGCGGACUGAUCCGUGUCCACACAUCGGCACUGCAGCCCAGCUCCCAGUACAAGUCGCUCGUGAUCAGCGAGGAGACAAACUGCGACGAGCUGCUGCAGCUGCUACUCGGCUGCUACAGCUCCCUGGAGCCCGUCGAGCAGUUCUCGCUGUACGAGGUGUGCCCCGGGCAGGAGUGCCAGCGGAAGCUGCAUCCGGACGAUAUGCCGCUGCGCGUGCAGGCGGAGCGCAUGAAGCGGGGCGAGAACUGUCACUUUUUGGUGCGUCGCACGCCCAACUAUGCACGGCGCCGCCAGCUGCUGGCCAACCUGAACGAGGCCAUCAACCAGAGCUUCGAGAACGAAGUGGCAGCUCUGGCCACCGGCUCGGCUGUGGAGGAUGCGACCAGUCUGCUGGAGCUGUCGCUCGAGUCGGAGCUGUCGCUUUCGGAGGAUCUGCGCAGCUGCAGCAGCAGCAGCGAGGACGCCGAGGACGAUGCCGAUGAGUGCGCCAGCAGUUCCGGCUCCUCGGACAACUCCACAGAAUGCGCGCUGCGUCGCGACUUUUAUCCCCGUCCCACAUCCAUGGCCUCGCCCACGCCAGCAUCCACAGCAGUCGCUUCGGUGUCUCCGGCUCGAGCUUACAGUCCGGUGUACAACAUCCGUGAGAUACGCACAGCAUCGCACUCGUUCUCCUCUCUGGGCAAGGACAAGAAGCUGCUGGACAUUCACAUGAAUGCGCGCUACGGGCCAGCCGGCAUCUAUAGCCGACUGCUGCCCGUCGUGGAGUCGGAGGUGCUGGACCUCAAUGGCAAUGCCACCUCCAAGCUGACGGCGGAGGCUGUCAACAACAAUCCAGCCAAGGGCUUGGGCCACUUUGUCUAUCUGUAGCGCAUGGAUUAGUCAACCAACCUGUAAAUAGAGCUAUAAAUCAACUAGAAAUAUAAGUACGAGGACAAGGAUUAAGGCACCAUGACGAUGAAGCCUCCAAAAAAGUAGAAAACAAAACGUAAGCCGUUUGGACCAAAGAUGCAUUUGUAGAAUUAACAUUUAGAAUGGCAAGUGUAAAUAUAUUAACUAUAGUUUGAGAUCCAACUAGUGCUUAUACUAAGAACUAAGAACUACUCGCUCUCUCUCUUAGUAUAAUGCUAACAAUCCCAAAACAAUCAAAGGAGUCUAUAGAGCUUAGUGCUUUAGUCCCGCAACUAAAGCUUCGAUAAGUCGAUAAGAAUCUGAGGAGCAACCAAAAGAUAUUGUAAUAAUAAGUCAACAUAAAACAUACUAUGUAAAAAC